Molecule: messenger RNA, 1233 nt
Organism: Acanthisitta chloris (rifleman)
Lineage: Eukaryota; Metazoa; Chordata; Aves; Passeriformes; Acanthisittidae
Gene: GPR19
Product: G protein-coupled receptor 19
Exons: 1
Coding region: 1-1233 (410 amino acids)
Biological process (GO): G protein-coupled receptor signaling pathway
Cellular component (GO): plasma membrane
Molecular function (GO): G protein-coupled receptor activity
Source: RefSeq, a predicted model, not a curated record
AUGGUUAACAGCAGUGCUCCUUUUCUUCUCCCUACCUUACUGCUCCUGCUGCAGAACAUGAGCAACCCUGAAACCUCCAUCCCUCCUGCUGGCUAUGAGAUCCCAGAAUCUCCACCCAGAGGACCUGGCUCAAGCAAGAUCCACACUCUCGUGGAGUAUGGGCUGAGGCCGGGGGAAAUUGCAGCAGCCAGCAUGGUUUGGGGAGUGCUGUGGCUGCUUUCCAUCUUUGGAAACUUCCUCGUUUGCUUAGUGAUCCACAGGAGCAGGAGGACACAAUCCACUACCAACUAUUUUGUGGUCUCCAUGGCUUGUGCAGACCUUCUCACCAGUGUUGGGAGCGCACCGUUCCUGCUGCUUCAGUUGGCCUAUGGCAGGUGGAUGCUGGGGAAUGGGAUGUGCAAGCUGGUAAGGUACAUACAGUACCUCAUCCCUGGAGUCCAGAUCUAUGUGCUCCUUGCCAUAGGCGUGGAUCGAUUUUACACUAUUGUCUACCCCCUGAGCUUCAAAGUGUCCAGGGAGAAAGCCAAGAAAAUGAUUCUGGGCUCUUGGCUCUGUGGUGCUCUGUUGGCAUCACCGGCUUGCUUUCUCUACAGCACCAACAGCCAGCACCACUGCAACUUUUUUCUUCCUGAUUCUUGGCAAGGAGCUGUCUACAGUAUCAUUCACCUCUUGGUGGUGUUUUUUAUCCCAUCCCUGUUCAUUAUUCUCUUUUACCAGAAAGUUGUUAAGUACAUUUGGAGAAUAGGCACAGAUGGAAUGACUGUCAGGAGGACAACAAAUAUUGUUCCUAGAACAAAAGUGAAAACUAUCAAGAUGUUCUUAAUAUUAAACUCAGUGUUUCUCCUGUCCUGGCUCCCUUUCUACAUGGUACAGCUGUGGCACCCACGGGAAACAGACUACAGAAAGAGCUCCUUGGUUUUCCUGGUCAUCACCUGGAUCUCUUUCAGUUCCUCAGCCUCUAAGCCAACCCUCUACUCUGUCUACAAUGCAAACUUCAGAAGAGGGAUGAAAGAAACUUUUUGCAUGUCUGCCAUGAAAUGCUACAGAAGCAAUGCAUACACCAUCACCACCAGUUCCAGGAUAGCAAAAAAAAAUCAUGUUGGGAUUGCAGAUAUUCCAGCUACAGCCAAAAGUGUCACCAAAGACUCCACAUAUGAUGCAUUUAACAGAGAGGCCAAGGAAAGAAAGCUUGCCUGGCCUAUUCCAUCCAACCCCCCAAAUACGUUUGUUUAA